Hirsutella rhossiliensis is the source of this 2940-nucleotide messenger RNA. RefSeq names its product piwi domain-containing protein. The record is from RefSeq and is a predicted model, not a curated record. The transcript has 4 exons. The coding region runs from base 1 to 2940 and encodes 979 amino acids. NCBI's taxonomy places the organism in Eukaryota, Fungi, Ascomycota, Sordariomycetes, Hypocreales, Ophiocordycipitaceae. Gene Ontology annotation, molecular function: protein binding; nucleic acid binding.
AUGGCAGACCGCGGCCGGAGAGGCGGACGCGGCCGGGGCGGAGACCGGGGCGGCUACUCUGACCGGGGCGGCCGCGGAGGCUAUCGCGGCCGCGGCGACGGUGACCGCGGAGGCUAUCGCGGUCGCGGGGGCCGGCCGCGCGACACGACGACUGAACUGGCCUACAACGUCAAUGGAUCCUUCCCGCCGCCCGACCCUGCCGUCACGGCCCUCGAGGACCGCCUCAUCAAGACGCAGGCGUCGUCGGCCGCCGGCCUCGCUGCGCAGAUGGCAAAGGCCAACAUCCAGGCGGCCCCCCUCCAGGCCCGGUCCACCGACGUGUUUCCGCUGCGGCCGGCCUUUGGCACAAACGGCCAGCCCGUGACGCUGUGGUCCAACUACUUCAACGUCAACUUCAAGCCCAUGGUGCUGUACAAGUACACGUUUGAGUUUGUCCAGGUCGGCUCCGAGACGUCGUCGGGCGAGCCGUCCAAGUCGGUCAAGGCCGCGAGCCGCGAGGUCAAGGGCCGCAAGCUCUACUUUGCCGUGCGCGAGCUGCUCGCCACCCUCAAGGCCGCCGACAAGACGCUGGUGCUUGCCACCGAGUACAAGAGCCAGCUCGUCUCGCUCCAGAAGCUCAAGCUGGCCGAGAACCCGCUGCGGUUCCGGCUCGCCGUCGAGACCAGCGGCAACAAUUGGGACGUCAUCGAGGCCACCAUCCACGGCCCGACCGAGGCGCCCCUCGACGCCCUGCUCAAGUACGUCGGCUCCAUGAGCGAGGGCCCUGUCGACGACCUCUUCCCCAAGUACCCGGACGUCGUCGACGCCCUUAACGUCGUCCUCGGCCACGGCCCGCGCUCCAAGCUGCACGACAUCUCGGCCGUCGGCAGCGCCCGCUUCUUCCCCUUUGGCAGGGACGAGGCCGCUACCGACCUGUUCCAGGACUGGCACCAGCUCAUCGCCGCCCGCGGCUUCUUCCAGUCGGCCCGCCUCGGCACCGGCCGCCUGCUGCUCAACGCAAACGCCAUGCGAAAGAUCAAGGCCUUUGCCAAGUUCAUGCCCAAGACGCGCGUCUGGGCCGAAAUCACGCUGUCGACGGGCGAGGCGGUGCGCCGCACAAAGUCCAUCCACGCCAUCGUGAGCCAGUCGGAGCUGUCCCGCCAGAAGCCCGCCGACGGCAAGCCGCUCAAGUUUGCGCCCAACUACGAGUAUCCGGGGCCCAAGCAGGUGCAGUUCUUCCUCAACGACGGCAAAGGCGGCGGCCAGUACAUUCCAGUACAAGAAAACGCUCAGGACUACCCGCUGGUCAACCUCGGCCGCUCCGACAAGCCGACGCUGUUCCCUGCCGAGGUCAUCGAGAUCCAGCCGGGCCAGUCGGUCAAGGCGCGCCUCACCAUGAACGAGACAACGGCCAUGCUGGACGUGGCAUGCCGCUCGCCCUACUCCAACGCGACGUCCAUCAGCGCCGACGGCCGCAAGACGCUCGGGCUCGACGACAACAGCCUCAGGCCCUUUGGCAUCUCGGUCGACAAGAGCCUCCUCACGGUCCGCGGCCGGGUGCUCAACGUGCCCAUGAUCAGCUACCUCAACAAUCAGCAGAAGCGGUCCGACGUGUCGCCCUUCAACGGCAGCUGGAACAUGCGCAACGUGCGCGUGGUCAAACCCGGGGCCAUGAUUGAUCGCUGGACCUUUCUCAACGUCAUGAAGCGCAGCGACAGCCCCAUCAUCGAGGUGUCGGCCAUGAAGGACUUUGCCAAGUUCCUGGGCAGCAACAUGGGCAUCCGCAUCAAGGACUCGCCCCAGGUGCCGGGCGACGGCAAGAUGUUUACGAGCUGGGAGCGGGCCAUGGGCGACGGGCUCGAAAACUUCUUCACGUGGGCCAAGAACAGCCGGAUCCAGUACGUCUUCUUUGUCCUCACGGAAAAGGACAGCCAGGGCCUGUACUCGAAGAUCAAGAGCCUCGGCGACUGCACCUUUGGCAUCCACACGAGCGUCGUCACGUCCAAGCACCUGCUCAAGCCCAACAACUUCAUGUACUACGCCAACGUCGGCCUCAAGGUCAACCUCAAGGCCGGCGGCGUCAACCACCGGCUACGCGAGGACGUGGGCUUGCUCAAGGAGGGCAAGACCAUGGUGGCCGGCUACGACGUGACGCACCCGACCAACAUGACGACGGCCCGCGACGCGUGCGAGGCGCCCAGCCUGGUCGGGCUCGUGGCCAGCAUCGACAAGGACCUGGCCCAGUGGCCGGCCUGCUCGUGGGAGCAGCCGUCCAAGCAGGAGAUGCUGAGCGCACACCUCGUCGACGCCUUCAAGUCGCGCCUCGAGCUGUGGCAGAAGCACAACCAGAGCGCCCUGCCCGACAACAUCGUCAUCUUCCGCGACGGCGUGUCCGAGGGCCAGUUCUCGCAGGUGCUCGAGCUGGAGCUGCCGUCGAUCCGCCAGGCCUGCCGCGCCAAGUAUCCGGCCAAGGCGUCGCCGCCGCGCCUGACCAUUAUCGUCUCGGUCAAGCGCCACCAGACGCGCUUCUUCCCGACCAGCAGCGACGUCAUGUCCGACUCGGGCAACAUCCGCAACGGCACCGUCGUCGACCGCGGCGUCACCCAGGCCCGCUACUGGGACUUCUUCCUGACGGCCCACCACGCCCUCAAGGGCACCGCCCGCCCGGCCCACUACACCGUCAUCCUCGACGAGAUCUUUCGCCAAAGUACAAGGCCACGGCCGCCAACGAGCUCGAGCGCCUCACCCACGAGCUGUGCUACCUGUACGGCCGCGCCACAGGCCGUCAGCAUCUGCCCGCCCGCCUACUACGCCGACAUUGUGUGCGAGCGCGCCCGCGCCCACCGGCCCGAGAUCUUCGAGGCGAGCGACACCGACAGCGUCUCCACCACCGGCAAGACCGCGCCCGCCGCGAGCCGCCAGGUCCACGAGACGCUGCAGGACACCAUGUACUACAUCUAG